GCUAUAGCAAGAAGGUCUUUAUCCACGGAGGGAAUCGAGCAAGCGCUGGAAUCUCUGGAGCUUCGUGAAGGCAGAAGGAACAACGGCAGGAAGUUUUUUUGGAAGCAUCAGGGCUUUCUGCGGAAUUUCAACAAUCAAGAAUCCUUGGGAUCUCUGCCCAGCCUGUCCCAGUGGGGAGAAUCAAGGAACUCUCCACAACUAAAGCGGAGCACGCAAGGAACAUUCUGCACUGCAGAUCAUCACUGUGGAGUGGAAAUGCCUUGGAGAGGGAUCUCCAACGAACAUCUUUACUGAAAAUUGCAGCGAAGCAGUAUCCCGCAAAGACAUUCUCUAGGUAUAGAUUCCUCUCCAGGUGACCCAACAAUGAAAUCCUGAAGAAGACUUUACCCAGCAUGUUUGAAGAUCAGUGAUAGGAUGGAAGUGCUCCGACGUUCUUCUGUCUUUGCUGCAGAGGUGAUGGAAGUGUUUGACCGGACUCCCACCGACAAGGAGCUUGUAUCUCAAGCCAAGGUGCUUUGCAGGGACUACAUUCACUCCAGGCUCAUUCGGGCUGGAAUUGGCUGGAAUAAGCCUGAGCACAGCUCACCUGUUCCAGUGGGCAAGUUAGCAGAAGUGUCCAGCAUACUUUUAAGGUUGGGGGAUGAACUGGAGUAUAUCAGGCCCAAUCUUUAUCGAAACAUAGCACGGCAGCUAAACAUAUCUCUACAUUCAGAAACUGUGGUGACGGAUGCAUUCUUGGCUGUGGCCACUCAAAUCUUUUCUUCAGGAAUAACAUGGGGUAAAAUUGCAUCUCUCUAUGCCGUGGCAGCAGGACUUGCUGUGGACUGUGUGAGACAUGCCCAGCCAGCCAUGGUCCAUACCAUCGUGGACUGUUUGGGAGAAUUUGUACGCAAGACUUUGGUGACAUGGAUGAAGAGGAGAGGAGGCUGGACAGACAUAACAAAAUGCGUAGUGAAUACUGAUCCCAACCUCUGCUCCCAUUGGCUUGUGGCUGCCAUUUGUAAUUUUGGCCACUUUUUAAAGGCCAUCUUUUUUGUGCUCUUGCCAGAAAGAUGAUAUCUAGUUAUCAAAUGACGUUCCAUUUUCUUCUGUGACAGACACAGUGAAGAAGUAAUGAGAUGACUUUCCUCAACGUUUUUCCAGCAACGGGAAGCCUUUUUUCAGUUCUUGUCUUAUACCAAACAGCUUUUGUACUUUGAGAUUUGCAUAAUCUAUUCACAAGGCUGAGCAAUGGAAGAACUUGCCACCCAGUUUAUUGUUUAUAAAUUGUGUCACAUUUUAAUGUACUAAAAAAAAAGGAAGCUGAUUUGGAGUCGUGCAAAGAGGAAAACUAUCCUAAACUACUUUUGUAUUUUCCAGUCGUGAUUUUUACAGUGUUAUUCAUCCUGGAUCCUAAAUUCUUGAUUAAUGAUUGCUAAAUAAAGAAGGGAGGGGUUUCUCCAAUAUAGCGAAAUUUAGUUUAAAUACCACUUCCUGUCUAAGAAACUAAACUGGGAUUAUAUAGCAUACAUAUCCAUCUUUAUAUUUUCAUACCUGAGGCACCAAAAUAAAAGAUCAUGAUUUUUUUUAAAAAAAGCUACGUUUAUGUUGAAUAAAAGAAUCCAGAGACAUCAACCGCAAUAACUUUUAGAAUACAGCAAAAAUCUAUAUGAAGCAUACAACCUUUUAAUGUAAGGUGCAAUUGGCAAAUUGUGUGAUUUGAUUUUAAUCCUACUCUAGCCCAUGUAUGAUAGAUAACAAGCAUGAUCAGGUCAGAAGGAAAUCUAAACCUGCUUUGAUGCCCAAAUGCAAACAAAGAACAAAUAUAGACAAUGAAGUGUAUAAACAUCUUAAAGAUACUUUAACUCAUUUUGUUUCUUUCUACUUUGUAACUUGCAGUGUGCAAAAUACUGGUAAAUGGGACUGGGAUUAGCAGUGAAGAUUAUCCCUGAAAUUUGUGAAAAUAGCAAAGCUUUGGGCUUCUGGUGUUAAACCAUUGAAACAGAAUUUGAACACUGUAUAUAAUGAAAUGACACCUUGAAGAGGUUGGUUGAUUUAUUGUGACUAAAUAAAACACAACAGAGCAUGAAGAACAUGACUUCUGGAACUCUUUCUAAUCACUUAAUCAUAGUUCUGCUCUGGGUCAAGUGGUCAGGAGUGGAGCUUAGAUUUGAGGCAUCAGCAAUAUUCCAAAUGGCUACCUAACUGCCUUUUCAAAAAGGAUACAUUUGGGG
Protobothrops mucrosquamatus (brown spotted pit viper) is the source of this 2213-nucleotide messenger RNA. It is a transcript of the gene BOK, whose product is annotated as BCL2 family apoptosis regulator BOK. Lineage: Eukaryota; Metazoa; Chordata; Lepidosauria; Squamata; Viperidae. Gene Ontology annotation, biological process: regulation of apoptotic process; extrinsic apoptotic signaling pathway in absence of ligand; intrinsic apoptotic signaling pathway in response to DNA damage. Gene Ontology annotation, molecular function: protein heterodimerization activity; protein homodimerization activity. The transcript is spliced from 5 exons. Bases 415 to 1056 code for a protein of 213 amino acids. The record is from RefSeq and is a predicted model, not a curated record. Gene Ontology annotation, cellular component: mitochondrial outer membrane.